ACUCAUUGAAUACAAUUCGGUAUUUUCUUUUUUUCGCGAAGCUAAUUUUUUAUUUCUCUAUUUGUCUACGAAUAUUCUUCUCCGACUGCCGUCGCCGAUUCUCUCAUCUUCUUCCGUUUUCUCCGAUUCCCUUCCGCUCCGUCGGGGCUGGAGCUGAAGACGCCGGAGAGUUCCACAGAGUUUUAUCUGAAUCAUUAGCGAUAACUGAAAGUUUUUUCUGUAAGAUUUUAAUGGCGUUCGCUUCUAGCAGUGUUAUCUGCCAGAACAGAGCCUUAUCGUCUUCCGUCGUUUCUACUCCGGCCGUUUUACGCCGCCGCUGCUACUCACGGUUACAAUCGCAGCAUCUGCUUCGUUGUAAUCGCCGUUCGAACAUCGGGAUGGACGUCGCUUCAGUUCCUGCUACGAACGCCUCUUCCGUUGUCGCUAAAACUGCUCUAUCCGAUGCUCACGUUCAAAGUCAGAGCUUCAGUCCUGCUCCUGGUAGUGGGUGGUCUGAUUUUGCCAAAAAUGUCUCUGGCGAGUGGGAUGGGUAUGGAGCGGAUUUUUCUUCUGGAGGGACACCAAUUGAACUUCCGGAAUCCGUUGUACCCGAUGCUUAUAGAGAAUGGGAGGUUAAGGUUUUUGACUGGCAGACUCAGUGCCCCACUCUUGCGGAAGCAGAGCAUACCUCUUUCAUGUACAAGACAAUAAAGCUACUUCCCACAGUAGGAUGUGAAGCUGAUGCUGCAACCCGUUACAGCAUUGAUGAGAGAAAUGUUGGAAAUGGUGCAAAUGAUGAAGUAACUGCAUUUGCAUAUCAACGUAGUGGAUGUUAUGUAGCUGUCUGGCCAGCUGAUGGUGGAGGUGCUUAUAAGUUAUUGGAGUUGGAACAUUGCCUGCUUAAUCCUCAAGAUCGCGAGUCUCGUGUGAGGGUUGUUCAGGUUGUUCGAGUUGAAGGCGCUCGGCUUGUGUUGCAGAAUAUCAGAGUUUUCUGCGAGCAGUGGUAUGGACCAUACAGAAACGGGGAACAGCUGGGUGGAUGUGCCAUACAAGAUUCUGCAUUUGCUUCUACAGCUGCCUUGAAAGCUUCAGAGGUUGUUGGUACAUGGCAGGGUCCUGUCUCUGUUGCCCAUUUUGAUGGUUCUCAGAUUAAUGCUGUUCAAGAACUUUUGGCUGACAAUGUGCAAAGGUCGACGAGAAUUGAAUCAGACCUCAAGGUGCUUCCCAAGCAACUAUGGUGUUCCCUUAGAGAAAGCAAAGAAAGUGGGGAUACUUGCUGUGAAGUAGGAUGGCUUUUUGAUCAGGGGCAUGCAAUCACAUCAAGAUGCAUUUUCUCAAGCACAGCAAGGUUGAAGGAAAUAUCAAUUGCAAAUGAUACCCCUGCUUAAGAGAGUAGCUUACAGAUGUCAGUUCAAUUAUGCUACAGAGAAGGUCCUGAGAUCGAUUCCUUGGUUUGCCCAUCACGAAGGGGAUCUACUUCAAGGUGACUUGGGGAGAAAAUAGUACUGAAAUAUGUAUUCGCCAUGUAUUUGCAUUCUAUAGAAUGAAGUUUAAAAAUACAAAAACCCACCUGUAGUAUGCAAUUGUUUCCUGAUUUAGUAAAAUAAUCUUAUAGCAUCUAAGGAGCUUUUAUUGUGGCACCUUGUCCACUCGAGUUUGGUUCUAGUGAACGCUCUUUUGAGUUCAGGUGGAAAUUCAAACUUCCGACCUUAUUUUAUUA
Molecule: messenger RNA, 1699 nt
Organism: Momordica charantia (bitter melon)
Lineage: Eukaryota; Viridiplantae; Streptophyta; Magnoliopsida; Cucurbitales; Cucurbitaceae
Product: glycerol kinase
Source: RefSeq, a predicted model, not a curated record